This is a messenger RNA of Vanderwaltozyma polyspora DSM 70294, 1242 nucleotides long. It is a transcript of the gene RRD1, whose product is annotated as peptidylprolyl isomerase RRD1. Gene Ontology annotation, molecular function: protein tyrosine phosphatase activator activity; peptidyl-prolyl cis-trans isomerase activity. Lineage: Eukaryota; Fungi; Ascomycota; Saccharomycetes; Saccharomycetales; Saccharomycetaceae. The transcript has a single exon. Gene Ontology annotation, cellular component: nucleus; protein phosphatase type 2A complex; cytoplasm. The record is from RefSeq and is a predicted model, not a curated record. The coding region runs from base 1 to 1242 and encodes 413 amino acids. Gene Ontology annotation, biological process: mitotic spindle organization.
AUGAAGAUGAAGCAACCAUUACUAAAUAAGGAGCCCAUAGAAUUUUGUCUUCCUGUUAAAAGAAUUUAUGAUUCUCAAGGUACUUCACUUUUCCAAUCAUCAGUGGCAAUAUUUAGAUUAAAAUAUUUCAUUUCAAAAUAUAUCAAACUAGUACCGAAUGUUGAUAUCCCUGAUGAGAGUUAUGUUUCAGAAAUCCCUACUGUUAAUAAAUUGGUAAAACUGAUUUCAGAGUUGUCUCUAUUGGUUGAUGAGACACCGCCAGCACCGGGUCCUAGAAGAUUUGGAAAUUUAUCAUGUAGAGAAUGGCAUAAGAAAGUUGAUCUAAAUUUAAAAUCAUUAUUAAUGAAGAUGUUAACUGAUGAUAAACAGAAUAUUAGUUCCAAAUGCAAAGAUUCGGUAGUUGAAUUGUCUUAUUAUUUGGGUAAUAGUUUUGGAUCCUCUACCAGAUUAGAUUAUGGUACUGGUCACGAGCUAUCAUUUAUUGCGGUGAUUGCUGGUAUUGAUAUGUUGGGAUUAUGGACAGAAAAUAUCAAAGGUGGAGAUUUAUUAAUUAUUUUUAAUGAAUAUUAUAAAUUAAUGAAGAAAUUGAUUCUUACUUACACCUUAGAACCAGCAGGUUCGCAUGGUGUUUGGGGUUUAGACGACCAUUUCCAUUUUGCAUAUAUUUUAGGAAGUGCUCAAUGGAGUGAAACGAAUAAUCCUCCAUUAAAACCAAUGGAUAUAGUUAAUAAAGAUUUGGUAUGUGAAUAUGCAAACACUAACAUGUAUUGUAGUGCAAUAAAAUUUAUAGACUGUGUUAAAUCUGGACCCUUCUCUGAACAUUCGCCGAUGUUAUAUGACAUAUCGCAAUCUGUUCAUAAUUGGUCGAAAGUAGAAUCAGGAUUGUUGAAGAUGUAUAUGGUAGAAGUCUUAAAUAAAUUCCCUGUUGUUCAACAUUUUUGGUUUGGUACAGGAUUAUUUCCAUGGAUAGAUAAUAACACAAAAAAAUCACUACCAUUAUAUGAAAACGAUGCUAAGAAAACUACAUCUAUUCAUACCAAAUCUCCAUCGCCUUCUCCCCUUGGAAUCUCAACACGUCGUGACUUUUCUAAAUUUACAAGUCCAGCAUUAAACAGAAACCCGAUAUGCAGAAAUCCUAAUCACCUAGGAAUAGGUGCAAAUCCAUUACGUAAGUCAAAUAUGGGACCACCAUCCACUAAUUCUGUGAACAGUAUUUUUACACGUAAUAGUCCAUCUAUAUAA